AAGAAAAAGAAAAACCAAUAAAAGGAGCUACAGAUCACCAACAGGCAACAAUUGUUUUGUAACAGGGGCUCUUUUGAAAGCUCAAAGAUCCACUGUCGCGCUUCUUUCCCCGACAAAUCUCGUCUACUUUUGUUUUUGGGUCUCCAGAAAAUCUGACACCAGACCCAGACCCAGACCCAGAUCCUGUAUUCUUCUUUUGGAUUCCAGAUUAUGGCAUAUCCUGAGCCUCAAAAUGCAGAGAGGGAGAUAGUUCAGGUCAACACUACACCAAGAAAACCCCGGAUUUUGCUUGCUGCCAGUGGAAGUGUAGCUGCCAUAAAGUUUGGGAAUCUAUGCCAUUGUUUCUCUGAAUGGGCAGAAGUGAAAGCAGUUGCCACGAAAGCCUCUUUGCAUUUCAUUGACAGAGCAUCACUUCCUAAGGAUGUAAAUCUUUACACUGAUGAGGAGGAAUGGUCCAGCUGGGGAAAAAUUGGUGACAAUGUGCUUCAUAUUGAGCUUCGUCGAUGGGCUGAUAUUAUGGUCAUUUCCCCAUUGUCAGCAAACACGCUUGGCAAAAUUGCUGGGGGAUUAUGUGACAAUUUGCUAACUUGCAUUGUACGAGCAUGGGACUACAGCAAGCCACUCUUUGUUGCACCGGCUAUGAACACGUUCAUGUGGAGCAACCCUUUCACAGAAAAACAUCUCAUGUCAAUUGACGAGCUUGGAAUUUCUCUUAUCCCCCCUGUCAAAAAGAGACUAGCUUGUGGGGACUAUGGGAAUGGCGCAAUGGCUGAACCUUCUCUAAUCCACUCGACUGUAAGACUAUUCUUAGAGUCACGGCCUCAACUAAGUGAUGGAAGCGGCGGUUGAUUUGACAUGAACAAUAAUACUAAAUUUGUUGUGUUGUAAUCCAUUGGUUCUGUCUUAGAUGUAUUUGUGCUGGCUGUCUACCAUGCUUAACUUACAUUUACACCUGCAUUUUAGAGUUUGCUUAACUUGCAUACCAUGAGGAAUGGUCUUGAACACUGCUGAACAUAUGACCUUGUAAGCUGAUGAUAUUGACGAAUUGCAGAAUCGUAUUAGCUUGAUAAAAGCUGCCUUUAAUGAUUAAUUAU
This is a messenger RNA of Durio zibethinus, 1094 nucleotides long. Its product is annotated as phosphopantothenoylcysteine decarboxylase HAL3a-like. The record is from RefSeq and is a predicted model, not a curated record. Lineage: Eukaryota; Viridiplantae; Streptophyta; Magnoliopsida; Malvales; Malvaceae. Gene Ontology annotation, biological process: coenzyme A biosynthetic process. Gene Ontology annotation, molecular function: phosphopantothenoylcysteine decarboxylase activity; FMN binding. Gene Ontology annotation, cellular component: phosphopantothenoylcysteine decarboxylase complex.